Loa loa (African eye worm) is the source of this 383-nucleotide messenger RNA. RefSeq lists its product as hypothetical. The annotation marks the transcript as partial. Lineage: Eukaryota; Metazoa; Nematoda; Chromadorea; Rhabditida; Onchocercidae. The record is from RefSeq and is a predicted model, not a curated record. The transcript is spliced from 3 exons.
UUAAGGUGAUUAAUUAUGACUUGCCAAAUGAUCAUGUGAUUUAUGUACAUUGUAUUAUCCAUACUGGUUAUCUUCAUGGAGCUGAAACGACAUCAUUCAUUAAUCUGGCUGAACAGAAUUCAGCUUUGAUUGCUGAUAUUGUUCAGGUGGUUCAAGAAGUGGAACAAAUAUCAUCUGAUUUUCUUCUUGAUUUUGCUAACGAUCGUAUUGGACGAGCUGGUUACAGCUCGUAUGGGAAGAUCUGAUGUAGAAUGGUUUUAUUCGUAGAUUCAAAAGAGGAUUUUCAAGGAUUGGAUGUAUGGAUUCUUGUUUUUAUUUUGAUCAAAAUUUUCGAAAUCUUAUGUCUUAUUUGUAGAAACUAGGUAAAUCGUUAUUCAGGUCGG